GGUACAGUUAAAUUGGUUUGUAGUGCCUCGGCAAUAAUGGAGGUUAACACUCUCGGUCCCGCUCCAGGGUGACGGCGACAGCAGCGAGUUUCCUCUUGGGCGGGUGCGACGCCCACUCCGCCUCUUCACCACAGCAACUUCACUUUCUGCACACAGCAGUCGAGCCAUCUUGCACCGCGUCUGCUCCGCGCUUCAACCUCGAAAAAGGACCGUUCCUUUUUUUUUUUGUAAAACAUAGUGACAACUCACUAAAAGUCACACUUGGCAACUUUCAAUCGGGGCGGCUAGCGCAAGCGUACAAACGAGCCGUUUGGGCCGCGCAAUUUGAGGAAAACACUUGGAGACGGCGGCCGUGUUUGCUGCUACGAACGAAUCCCCUGGAAUGACAGUUGAAGCCAUUAGGACCGCCUUUUACGCCGCCGAGCAGCCAAUCACAGGUCAGCUGAGCGCCUUUGACGAGAGGCCGAAGUUGUUGAGCGCAUGCGCUAGUCACUCGGCAGGAACACGCUGGCAAGGGAGAUGAGUAGAUGCGCCAAAGCCUAGCCCCGUCACUUUCGUCAUCGUUUCGACUCCUAACAAGUUGGAAGUGCAUGGGGCGUCAACAUAACGACGUCCCCAUGGUCGGUCGGCGGACUUUGCCACGGCACACGAGGCUGGCAGAACACUCCUUGUCAGUGCUGGUGUGACUUCUCAUCUUCACUCGUCAGGAGGAAGUGGGCUCAUACUCUGCGCAGACAUUCAAUGACCGACCAUGAACUGUCACACUUCAGGAAGUGUUGUCCCUCCUGUGGGGAAGACAGUGGCGAGUUGCCAUAACAGCUGUCAGGUGACAUCCGUCAGUAGCACUGGACAGGUGCUGCCCAAGGCGUCGAGCGCUGCCACCGUGGUCCCCUUGUCAAACACGGUCAUCCACACACCUCUGCCCAACCCGCAGACUGUCAUCGCCUCGGCUCCCACCGUGACCCUCGUCAGGCCUCCGAUGCAAACCGUGCAGUUGGGUCCCACUUUGAACGGGAACGGUGAUGGGAUGCGUGCGCUGGCGCCCCCGAUCAAGCCACAGACCUCUGCCACCAACAUGCCGGCUGCAUCGCACCAGUCUGGCACUUCUGACGGUGCCCCUCCAGCUGCCAGUCCAGGUGGCAUGCAAACUCUGACACAACAGAUAUUGUCACCCAGGCUUCCGCUGACAUCCACCGGGCAGCCUGGUAUACAUAACAUCCAGCUUCCCCCUGGGAUGGUGCUCGUCCGUAGUGAGGCUGGACAGCUGCUGAUGAUUCCUCAACAGGCCCUGGCCCAGAUGCAGGCACAGGCGCUAGGUGGUGCAGCAUCCCGAACUGCUGCACCAAAUAUGACGCCGGGCCAGGUUCCCGGAAACGCCGUCAUCAGCAGACAAACAUCUCCGAGCGCCAUCAUCCGCCAGGGCUGUCCAACUCCAGCAUCGUUGCCUUCCACCACCGCUCUUCAUAGACCUCCUGUCCUUCAGAGUUCAGUGGGAACGGCAAUCCCAGGAAUGGCCCAGAGAAGCCAAACAGCUGGGGCCACGGUUACGUCAGUCACAAUGAGCAAAGAAACGAUGGAGAAUGUGAACAAAUGUAGGAACUUCUUGUCUACACUGAUCAAGCUGACUUGCACCGGCAAGCGAUUCAGCGAGGCCGCCAGCGUGAAACAGCUGGUUAAAGACCUGCUGGAGAAUAAACUGGAAGCUGAGGAAUUCACCAGCAGACUGUAUAAAGAGCUUAACUCCUCACCCCAGCCGUACCUCGUGCCUUUCCUUGAGAAAAAUCUUCCCGCCUUGAGGCAACUCACCCCGGACUCGGCGGCCUUCAUCCGGCAGAGUCAGCUCGCCCAGCCGGCCUCCGCUUCCGUCUCGUCCACCUCAGCGAGCCCCGCCGCAGUUGUCCUGGGUAGCCCGGCUCCUCGCCUCUCUGCCCAGAUCCACAGACCCCAGCUUCAGCCAAACGUUAGCAAGCCUGGACACACAACGUCAUUGGUCCAGCAGCCGAGAGCCGCGCUCAGACCUCAGGUCCCUUUAGCCGUGUCCUCCGUGGUGAAUCUCAGGAAUCAGGCCCCUGGCCGCGUCGUGCUGGGACAGCCGCAGGUCCAGCUCAAAGAGCUGCAACCCUGUGAGCAGAGCACACGGGACCUCGUGCUGACUCGAUUUGUCUCGCGCUCAUCGACACCGUCUCUUGCAGUUCCUGUGAAGUCAGAAGUGUCGGCUGUCUCCAGACAAAACUCGGCUGCGGUCUUGACUCUGGCGCAAAAGGAUCGACUGAAAGAAGCAGGCGGUACCUUCAGAGACGACGACGACAUCAAUGAUGUCGCCUCCAUGGCUGGAGUCAACCUAUCUGAGGAAAGUGCCAACAUCCUCGCCACCAAUUCUGGACUGGUAGGAGCAGUGACGCGCUCCUGUAAGGAUGAGGCUUUUCUUUCCUGCGCCAUGUUACAGCGGAGAAUGCUGGAGAUUGGCCGCAGGCACGGAGUGACAGAUCUCGGUCCAGAGGUGAUCAAUUAUGUCUCACAUGCGACACAGCAGCGACUCCGCGAUCUGCUGGAAAGGGUUUCCCUCGUGGCGCAGCAGAAAAACGGCAAUUUCAAGGAAGAGGACAACCAUGAACAGAGCAGUGAUGUUCGUUCUCAGCUAAAGUUCUUUGAGCAGCUGGAUCAGUUGGAGAAACAGCGCAAGGAGGAACAGGAGAGGGAGAUUCUCUUAAAGGCAGCUAAGUCUCGAGCUCGUCAAGAAGACCCGGAGCAGCUUCGUCUGAAACAGAAAGCGAAAGAGAUGCAGCAACAGGAGCUGGCUCAGAUGAGACAGAGGGAGGCCAAUCAGACUGCUCUGGCCGCCAUUGGCCCUCGAAAGAAGAGGAAGAUUCUGGAUUCGCCAUCUUCCACGGCUGCCACAGAGGGAUCAGGCCCCAAUCUUUCCGGGGGUGCCGGCUCGGCAGGCUCCAGGCCUACACGGCAGCGCAUCACGCGCGUCAAUCUCAGGGACUUGCUCUUCUGUUUGGAGAACGAGAGAUGUACCAGUAGCGCCAGUUUCCUCUACAAAGGCUUUCUCAAAUAGGCUCCGUGUCCGCAGCUAAGAGAGGAGGCCGAGCCAACUGUGCGUAGAGGGCGAGCUGUCCCGGGAAGCUGAGAGCAUACAAGGCUCCCGAAAACGCAGGCUUUUUUCACUUGGGCGGAUAGAUAGAGGACCUCAAACGUCAAAAGUACAUACUGUGUGACUAUAUACUGAAUCACCUUUCUACCUCCCCCACCCUAAAGGCGGAUUUCUUUUCUGAGCUGCAAUGGACACUGCAUCUUCCCUGAAAAUCUGCUUUAUUGAAGAAUUGUCUGAUUUUUUUUUUUUUUGGAGAUAGAUUUUCCAAUUAUGCAAGUAUGCACUCACGAGUUGAUUCUUUUUCCUUGGUAUUCUGUGCAUUACAAUUGGAAGCACUGAAAAGAAAUAUUUUUGCUGAGACGGCGUUUCUAUAUGAAAUCAUGAUCUUAUUUUUAAAUGUACCUUCACAAAGUGUGACCUACUGAAAUUGCCUUUCUAACGGUAAGCCAUAUAUCGCGCACUCUGCUGUAACCCAGAAAGCAGUGAAUAUCGAGCUCCCCAUGACUUAUACUGGAUAUUAUUGGACCCAUAUUUAUUUACCAAAUUUGGCGUUGAAUUGUUGUUUAGCUAUUUAUUUCAUUUUAUUUGGUACAUUGUGUGUCAUGUCCCUUGAAUUGUAAAUCCUGUUUUUUUUCCCCCCCUAACUCCUCUUACAUGUGUAGAUUUAAGCGUGAAGAGUGCUUCUAUUCUCAUAACUUUUGUUUUGGUUUAAAUCAUGCUCAAGUUGAAGUCUAUUGAUAUUUGCGUUGGUUUGUCUAGCUGCCCACGUGUGACUGUUGUGCUCUCUCUCAUAGAUGGUGGAGUUAUUUCUCGAGCCGAAUCUAUUUUGCGCUUUUCAGCCCUUCAUCUUUUAGGAUCUAUAAUGAAUCGUGUAUAUUUGUAAAUGUUGCAGCUUAAUUUUUACAUAUUUUUAAUAGCCGUGAGAAUGUACCCGUAAUAAAACAAAUGUUUUCUCCAAUGAACAUUUUAAAUAAAUUUAUAUUUUACACUAACCGUA
Molecule: messenger RNA, 4094 nt
Organism: Hippocampus comes (tiger tail seahorse)
Lineage: Eukaryota; Metazoa; Chordata; Actinopteri; Syngnathiformes; Syngnathidae
Gene: taf4
Product: TAF4A RNA polymerase II, TATA box binding protein (TBP)-associated factor
Exons: 16
Coding region: 752-3061 (769 amino acids)
Biological process (GO): transcription initiation at RNA polymerase II promoter; DNA-templated transcription
Cellular component (GO): transcription factor TFIID complex
Molecular function (GO): DNA binding; RNA polymerase II general transcription initiation factor activity; protein heterodimerization activity
Source: RefSeq, a predicted model, not a curated record